Molecule: messenger RNA, 387 nt
Organism: Monoraphidium neglectum
Lineage: Eukaryota; Viridiplantae; Chlorophyta; Chlorophyceae; Sphaeropleales; Selenastraceae
Exons: 3
Coding region: 1-387 (128 amino acids)
Biological process (GO): calcium ion import across plasma membrane
Cellular component (GO): membrane
Molecular function (GO): monoatomic ion channel activity
Source: RefSeq, a predicted model, not a curated record
AUGACGCGCGGCACACUCUACGUCACAGACACACCGCCAGACAAGAGCCGCAACACGGGACCCAUGGCCGCGGAGGGCUCGCAGGGUGACCCCAACGUGGGUGCGUUUUCCAACAUUGCGUGGGGCAUGAUGAGCCUCAUCAACCUGGGCCUGGGCCUGGGCCUCUGGGAGUACGGCUACAUAUGCAACCUCGACUACGAGGUCACGAGUGCGUUCUGCACCAUCUACUACCUGGCCUACAUGGCCACCAGCGUCAACCUCCUGCUCAACCUGCUGACAGCCAUGAUCAUACGCACAUACAACGCGUCACAAAAGGAGGCCGAGUCCCACUGGCGGCGCCGAUGGGCCACGUGGGUGCAGCGGAGCGGGAGGGGUGGUCUCAAGUGA